Messenger RNA from Choloepus didactylus (southern two-toed sloth), 582 nucleotides. RefSeq names its product interferon alpha-14-like. Gene Ontology annotation, cellular component: extracellular region. The record is from RefSeq and is a predicted model, not a curated record. Gene Ontology annotation, biological process: cytokine-mediated signaling pathway; humoral immune response; adaptive immune response. The transcript has a single exon. Lineage: Eukaryota; Metazoa; Chordata; Mammalia; Pilosa; Megalonychidae. The coding region runs from base 1 to 582 and encodes 193 amino acids. Gene Ontology annotation, molecular function: cytokine activity; type I interferon receptor binding.
AUGACCAGCUUGAGCUUGAUGGACUGCUCUUUCCUGCUACUUCUCUCCACGACCGCCUGCUCUCUGGACUGUCACUUUCAAAGGAGCAGCAGCAACCGGGAGAUUUUACAACAUUUAGAAAACCUAGGAGGCAAAUUUCCUCUGGGAUGUUUAAAGGAUAGGAACAACUUCAAAUUCCUCCAGGUUUCAAAAGCUGAUGAGUUUCGAAAGGAAAGUGCUCUCGUUGUCAUCCAAGAAAUGCAGCAGCAGAUCUUCAAUGCUUUCAACCUGAAUGUCUCCCAAUCUUCUUGGGAUGAAAGCAGCUUAGAAAGAUUCCUAAGUGCACUUUAUCAGCAAAUGGAGAAGACAGAGAUGUGCCUGGAGCAGGAAAUCAGAAAGGAGGGCCAUUCAUCCUUGCAAAGAAAGAAUACCAGACUUGAAAUAAAGAAGUAUUUCCAAGGAAUUCAUGACUAUUUGGAAGAUCAAAAAUACAGCCACUGUGCCUGGGAGGUCGUCCGUGUAGAAAUCCGAAGGUGUUUUCUGUUCAUUGAGCAGCUCACAAGAAGACUCAAGGACCAAGAAAUAGGUCAAUUACAUAACUAA